UAUCCUAGAGUUAAUGAUGAUAAUUUGAAAAGUUUAUAUCCUGGUGAUGAAGUUUACAUAUUUGAGAUAACUAGUAAUAAUAAAUGGGGAAGAGGUUAUGCAGUAACCUUACCAUUUCCAAAUGAUUUCAGCAUUACUUCAGUUAAACUUGAUGAGAUUCCGACUCAAAAUAUUUCUGCUUCAGUAUUUCCAAUGAAUUGCGUUAAAAUAUUAGAGAAAAUACCAUUUUCAUCGGAAGUUCAUAAGGCCAAAACCCAUGCUCUGGAUACCAGCAAAUCAGUUGAGAUGCGUAUGCCACUAUUUCCCAUAAAAGCUGUAAACGAAACCAAUUGCUUUAUAAAAGUGAUUAAGGAUGCAAUUGAGUUGUUGACAUCACAUAUAUUUACGUUUUAUUCAAUUGGAAAGUUUCACUUAUUUUAUGAAUUAUCGCUGAUAUAUUAUGAUUUGUAUGAAUUAAGAUUUAAAUUACUUCAUGAUAUCUUAACAUUAAGAGAAACUAAAAUGGCAAAAAGCUCCGUGAUCCACUUAUUGAAUAAAAUUCCCAAGGUUCUCGCUUCGGAAUAUGAGGGAUUGUCAUUCCUGCUGAAUGGUUCUAGUAAAGAAAAUAUUGAUACUUAUGGAUAUAAUGCUAUACUACCCAGAGAUAUAUUGACAGGUGACCUUCUCUCGUAUUCUAAUUCUAUUCCUCUGAAAAUCGCGUUCGAUCAGCUACUAUGUUGCCUUCCUCCGGAGAAUCUCACUAAUAUGCAUCUUGAGGAACCCGGAUUUACUUUAACCACUAAAUCCAAGAAGAUUUAUUCUCAAAAAUUGCAAUAUGAUGUGUUAUUAGAUUUGAAAUCUUUUCAAGCUUGCUCAAAUUCUCAUUCUACCACAUAUAUAGGGAUCAUAAUAUAUUUCUAUAUUUGCUGUAACAGAGACAGAAUAACGGAAACUUUUGCAGUUAGAGUUAAUCAUCCAUCCUCAAAAAAUGAUCUUGAAACAAUGAAUACUGCAUUAUUUAAGAAUCUUCUAUUAAAUGAAAAUUCAGGAAAUGUUUAUUUGGUAGCACAGGUGGUAGAGGAAAUUGAUUUGAGCGUUAGGGGUUUGAACAAGAACUCACUGCUUGAUAAAAGCAGGCAGAGGGUAGCUGUUGGAGUAGCCGAUAUUAGCAAACUAUUUUCCAAUGAAGCAAUGGAAUCAUCAUACGAAAAUUUAGUACACAUGCAACUUUUUGAACCAUCUAUUGAUCCUGUUGUCGAAUUCGAACACGAUCAAGUUGAUAAUGGUGUUGAAAAUGGAUGGGGUAAAAUGGUGGAUAUAAUACCUGAAGGACCAGAUACCGAUAAUACAUUUAGCCUGAAAUUUAAAGGACUAGCUGUAAGUUUGAGAUGCAUUAAACAUCAAUUCGAACUAGAUAUGAAUAGCACACUGAAUAGAAUUCCAAAUAUUCAACCAAUUCAUUUCUAUCCGUUAGGAGAAUAUGAAUGCCUUUACCUAAUAAUGGGUGAGAUUUCUUUAGUGGAGAACGCCCAAAAGAAUGCUUUAUUGACAAUGAAAGUAAGCGCUCCAGAAGGAGAUUUAGUUUUUGGAAAUGGAAGCGAGAAUUGUGUGAGAGAUUGGCAAUUUGUGAGUACUGGUACAAAUAAAUAUAUAGGAGAGAUUUUGAGAAUCAAUGGAUUUUCUCCAGAAAGCGUUAAAAGACACGAGUACGUUCUAUUCUCUUUAUAUGUUAAUGGCGAGCUCACUGCAGAAAGUACAUUUCUGUUCAAGACUGGAAGUGGUCUAAUUUUAAAUGAUACCGAAAACUGUUCAGUUGAACUAUUUUCUAUCAUCGAUAAUUCGACCAUUGCGAAUAUCCACAUAUCUACAUUUUAUGUCGGUAAAGUUCUUAACUCAGAUAUUAAUGUUAAUAAUGUACUUCAAUAUGAAGAUUAUUUCAAAAAUGGAGAUAUGGGAAUUCGUCAAUUGUUAACGAAGCUUGUUGAAUUCCACCAAAUAGAAUUACAUCAAUUGGUUAGGUAUUUUGAUGAAUUAUUGAAAGCAUUAUUUUCGAUUGCUGAUAUUUCCACGAAGCAACCACAAUCUGAAACUCAGCAGAGCUUGAAAAGUUCUACCUUUAGUGCAAUUGUCUAUAUGCUAGAUACUGUUUUCAAGAAUGAUAGCUUUUCAUACUUAGUUGCGAUUUUUACAGGCAGAAACACUUGUUUACCACCAAUUGGGACGUUCAUCAUGGAAAAUAUUUCGAAGAUUUUAUUUCAAGCAGAAACGAAUUGGACAACAACUUCUAUUCGAGUUUGUAGAAUAGUUUCUAUUCUUAUGAAUUUUGCCAUAAAAUCUGAUAAUUCACCAGAUCUUGAUGAAUAUUUAAAAACUUUGGGAAAUAUAAGCGAGUCAGGUGCAUACUUCCUUUCUUUGAAAUCUGAUUCCUACAUUGAUAGUCAAGUACUGAUUAUUGGUUCACUUCAUGAUAUUUUAUCUGAUGAUAUUAACAUAGAUGAUAUCGAAACUAUGAAAUUGAUUGUGAUAUUUAUAGAUUCAAUUGGUGUCAAAGGGUUAGGAAUUGAUGAUGUUUUAUACAUAACCAACAAAGUUUACAUUAGCAACAAAAAUUCUAAGACGGAGAAUGCCCAUAGGGUUAUUAUCAGUAAGUUGCUAUUAAUUCAUCGCUUAUUUUUUACGAAGAUCAUAGAAGAACCCAUAACAUGUAAAAUUUUACUCACAAAAUCAGUCGAAUGGGCCAUGGAAGUCCUACAAGGGCAAACAGAUGUUGCUGCGUCAAGAAUAGCCUGCAGUAUAUUAAAUUGUGUUUGUACGCUCCUAUGGAAGGUAGCCACUAAAGAGAAUCAAGAAGAAAUUACAUUAUGCCAUUCGUUGGGCAAAUUACUUCCUAGUAUCUCAAGGGCAAUAAUUAAGUACGAGAGGUUUACAAGAGAAAAUGGGUUUUACAAACCUAAACAUAAAUUCGGACUUUUAUUUCCAAGCGAAUAUCCAUUCAUAGAAGCCCCAGUUGAUCCAAUCAUUAAGGAGGAGGUUCUCGUAGAAAUUCAGGUCGAAUUGUCAACUAUUUUUUGUUUUAUUGCAAGAAUUGGAAAAACAGUUAGUGGAGAUGGUGGGUUUGAAGCUAUUUUAAGAGCAGAGAAUGAGGCAGACUUUUUUGAUUCUUCAAAGUAUUUGCUUGAUGAUUUCCAAAGUAAGGACCUUAUUGAUUUACUCUUCGCUGUUAAUAUUAUAAGAAGAGGAAAAUUCAUACCAAACAGUAAAUGGUUAUCGCUAUAUUCUUUAUUGAUUGAAGGCUGCGUAGUUUCUUUAGAACUUAUAAAGCCUCUUCUUCAUGCUUAUUUUAUUCCGUCUUUUGAAAGCCAAAAAAAUUUUAAUAUAAUCAUUUGGGGUAAUUUUCUUAAGUCUCUAUUACAGUUGGCUGUUGCUACCCCAAUUUCGAUUGAAUACUUACCAAAGACUCCUAAACAAGCAUGUUAUCAAAUAACCGGUGAAAUUCGAGAUAAAAUUGCUUCCAUGCUUUAUGAAUCUUGGAAUUUAUUAGGAAUGGAUACUGAUGAAGAAGUUUUCAAGACAUUCCAUAUUAGUCGAUUAGGAGGUUAUCAGAUGAAGUUCAUAAAUACACAGUACUGUGUUUUGCAUGAUUUAAUGUUAUUUGCUUUGCAAAAUAAUUCAGAGUGUCAAGCGGUCGCUGCUAAAUUAUUGUGGUCCAUUACAGUCACGUAUUUUAUUGAGAAGAAGUCAAUUAUUGAUGUUGAAAGACAGUCUCUCCUUGGAUUACGAGAUAUUUAUUAUAAUAAUGUAUAUAAGCCAGGUUCAUUGGAGCAACAGAAAUUUAUGGAAGGAUUGAAACAGAUCAUUACAGUAGGAUGUGAAAGUGAAGCUAUUGAG
This is a messenger RNA of Debaryomyces fabryi, 3867 nucleotides long. RefSeq lists its product as uncharacterized. The annotation marks the transcript as partial. The record is from RefSeq and is a predicted model, not a curated record. Gene Ontology annotation, cellular component: cytoplasm; plasma membrane. Gene Ontology annotation, molecular function: small GTPase binding; guanyl-nucleotide exchange factor activity. The transcript has a single exon. Gene Ontology annotation, biological process: small GTPase-mediated signal transduction. Lineage: Eukaryota; Fungi; Ascomycota; Pichiomycetes; Serinales; Debaryomycetaceae.